Molecule: messenger RNA, 730 nt
Organism: Lactuca saligna
Lineage: Eukaryota; Viridiplantae; Streptophyta; Magnoliopsida; Asterales; Asteraceae
Source: the annotation of a GenBank genome assembly
AUGACCCGUAUUAGUCAAGGUCAUGAGACAAAUUCAUUUAAAUCCAACUUUGCGUCUUGGUCAGCAGCUUCAGCAGCCUCUGUUCCUGAGGAAACUAGAGGAAAAGUAGCAGCACUCUUGUUCUCAUUACUAGCUCUGCUGAAGCAACAAGGCGCUUUUGUCAAAGCCAUAGUAUCAGGUGGAAAGGGUACAACACAAGACAAAAUUAGAACCCUGAGGGAAGCGGGUGUGACAGUGGUGGAAUCACCAGCAAAGAUUGGAGCUGCUAUGCUUGAGAUGAGUAUCAGCAGGUCAAGAAGUCCUUUGAAGAUGAUAAAUUUUCCUCGAUCAAAUCUAUAUUCUUUUCAGCUCAGGACAUAUGGUGGUCAAAUGAAGUUGUGUACAAAAUGUUAUAUGAAAUGGAUGUGGGAGUAUUAUGUGGAUGCUACAACAGGUAAUACAUGUUUGCUGAAAUACCAGACGACUACGAACAGAUAUAGACUCUACAAAUGGACAAUUAGAUGGAGUUUGACAACACAUGGAGCUAGGGAAGUGGGACAUCAAAUAGAACAAAUGCAGCUAGGGUAAUUGUUUUCUGAAUUUGACAUAACUAUAUCUUUGAUUUUGUUUUUCAUCUUACCGUAAGGCUGCAACUAUAGUUCAGGUACUAUGGAUGAAUUAUGUUUGUAAAGUAUUUAAGAAAUGAUUAGAAACAAGGGUGAAUUUGUACAGAUUAGUUAGCUAGUUGCAG